ACAAAUGCCAACAAACAACGUCACACCCACCCACCUUUUGCUUGACAUGAUCGCAAGAACCACCACAGCAAGUACACAGACAGACACAGAAGCUUCCUUCCUUCUCGAUGCACUCGCGAAGCAGCGAGCGAUCAUCAUCACCACCAGCACCCGCACCAGCAGUAGCAGCAGCAGCGGCGACGCUGUCCUUUGUUGUGUUUUGCGCCAAAGGUCGCAGAGAACCACGAUGGCUUCGACCUGCGCGGGCAAAAGCGACCGUGCUGCUGUGACGGCAUUGGCUGCUGCGGUAUGCCUGAUUUCCAUGUUGCAUGUGCCAGGCGCAACAGCGAACGCCACUGCCACACAUUGGACGCCUCCCCAGGAUGACUGGACAAUCACCGUGUUCUCAGAUGUCGACUGCUCUGAAUCAGCCAUGACUCAUGUGCGAUACACAGCCGUGAGUGGGUGUUCAUCCAUCACGGACUACACGAAUGCGCGCUGCGACUGCAAUGAUCGCUUUGUCCGUGAGCGCGCCAACGCGGAUUGCUCGAACAGUGGCACAGAGAACGGCCCCUUGUCCGGCACCAGCACUUGCCAGUCGUCCACUGCGAUGAACAAGAUGUUCCAGACAUAUUGCCCCGCUUCUCUGCCGGAGUGGGCGGAUGUGCUGGGUGAUGGCAGUACCGUGACACCCGAUCUCGUUGUGGCACUCUUUGGAGACAAUGCGUGCUCCAAUGCGAGCUUCAUUGCCUAUGAUGUGGUGAAAGAAGGCACGUGCAUAUCCUACGACAGCAGCCAAUACAGUGCCACGCUGCUGCAGUAUCCGCAGGUGCAGUUGAAUGACUGCAACAACGCAAGCGUUGGUACUACGGUGUGGGAGCGCCAGUGUUUCAACCUCAGCAAUGGCCUGUUUGGCGCCAUCUGCUCCGACUGCUUUGGUGAUCUGGCUUACAACCCUUCAAGCGCAACGCAGCACUGCACGGAUGGAUCACCGUCCACAACUAGUGUGCUUUCAACUACCACAGCGCAAUGUGCCUUGGGGUUCGUGCAGUCUCCAGGCACAAGUGCGAGUGGAAGGGCUUGCGAAUCAGACGCAUAUGCGUGUGUGGAUGGGAAGAUUGAGCCGUUCUCGGCUUUGUGCACGUGUUCAGAUACCAACUGCGUCUUGUGCUACGACAGCGCCAGUGGCGCAUACGACAACCUUGGAGUGACGAUGAUUGGGUAUGACGAGCCCGAUAAUGAAUACCUCAUGUGCGAGGAGAAUGUGGCUGAUGUUGACGCGUGCGUGACGCUGUGUGCAUCCAUGAGCAAUUGCACAUCGUUCUCCUAUGAAGAGACAGCGGCCAUAUGCUGCUUCUUCGCUGGCGGCGUGGUCGAAUUCAAGGACGAGAUGGAUUCGGGGGAUUCCAUCAUCUACUUUGCCAUGGAUGGCUGUCACGAAUGCGACUUCAACUACUACCUCAAGGACAUGGCAUGCCACGUGGUAAACUUCCCGCCGCUUGUUGCCUCAUAUGAUCCGCAGGAGUUCAUCUUCUCCAUCAACGACCAGGGAUCAUUUCCCCGCGUGCUCACCAACCUCUUCAUCUACCCUGGCGUAUAUGCGGACUCGACGGUUGAAGUGGACGUGAGCGUUGCGGAGGAGUACAGUGACAUUGUAAAUAUCACAGGCAGCGAUGUAAUGCUUCUUGCACCCUUCAACGCGACAGGCGUCUACAACGUCACAAUCACAGCGCAAGAUAAUCGCAAUGAAUGCGUGUACGAUGAUGAUGGCAGCCGGUAUGACGGACCCUGUACGACCGACUACGUCAUCCAGAUUGUCGUGAUGGAUAUCGUGUGUGCAGAGGACCAGCUUCUUAUUGCCACAAACGACGACCACGCCGACACCGACCUUACAUUUCCGACUGCUUUUCCGUUACCGCAGUCCCAGUUCAAUGUCACAUCCUCCAAAGAGGACCUCAUGUCUUUCCCGCUUGGAGUCACAACCGUCAACUUCACGGGCGAGAGCGAGUUGUGGGGCGUUAUCAACUCGUGUGGCACCACGGUGAGUGUUUUUCGAGGUGUGGAGGUGGAAGUGGAUGUGCUCUCAGCAACCAGCGGCGACAACAUCAUGACCAUUUUCGUCGUCACAAACCUUUUUGGAGAUGUGCUGUCACCUCUUGGCGGGUUCAACAUGACGCAAGACACGAAUGAUGUCAUCAUCUCCAUCUCCGCGUCCACGGGCGAGCCGUUCCUCGUCUCCUCGCAGACCAAUCAGUACGACCUCCGCCUUUCUUUCGAUCUGCGCUUCUGUCCAGACGGCGUCUCCUUUCCUACUUCGGCAACCCUGGUCGACAUGGACCAAAGCACAGACACCAGCAGUGCCAGCGGCAUGCGGGCAGUGUGGGCCGAGUUUCGCAGUGAUGGGGACGUUCCCGGCGUGACGCUUGUGACGAAGCAGGCGGUGGUGGACGCAGAGUCCGGUUGUUUCCGUGUUUCUGGCGAGUCCUCCCCGAUUCGCGACCAAUUCCUCUUCGACACCAUCGACAUUUACUUCACGUUUGCAGAGGAUGCGUUUGUUGCAGGCCUGCUGCCAGUGGACAUGGCACCCGUGUCGCCCGGUUACGUAGCGUUUGUUGCAGACAGCGGUACAUCUCCGCUGCCGCCAUCACUGCUGCUCGAACCGCCGGUCACCCUCGAGGACCGCGAGGCGCCAAAGUUCACCAACUGCCCGAGUGAGCCGAUUGUAGUGUACGCAGGCCACGGCGAGGCCACCGCGGUUGCCAUGUGGGAUGACAUUGUUGUGACGGACAACAUUGGCGCUGUCCUGACACCGCCGGACAGGGGACCCGGAUCAGCGUUCAGUGUUGUCGACAGCCCGCAUGCCAUUGUCUACUCUGCAACCGAUGGUAUCUUUACCACUACGUGCGAAUUCUGGGUGAUUGUGAAUGUUGAGGAAGAGCUGGCGGUAUCGCUGUCUCCGCGCAUCUCCACCAUCACGAAGGAGGAAGAGACGUUUGCUGGUGCGGCCCUGUACGCCGUCACGUACUCGCUCUUGGAUGAUUCGCCACACAACCUCACGUUUACGGAGGAUCUGUUGACGAAGAACACCAUCUCUGUCACGUUUGCAGAGGCGAGCCGCCUUGCUGUUGUUCUACAAGGAACAGCAAACGCGACAGACGUGCGGUUACAGGUGGAUAUGCAGUGGGUCACCUCGCAAUCGUUUAGCCAAGACAUCCUCAUUGAUGCAGAUGACAUCAAGGUGACGGCGGUGCUGACACCAGCCACCAUCGAUGACACCUCGUCAUCAUCAUCAUCAUCGCCAUCAUCAUCCCCGGACGGAGCGCUGACAGAGGAACUCGCGCUUGAGUUCUCAUCCCUGCACAGAGAGAUGGUGCUUGGCAGCAGUGGCGGUGAGAUUACGGUCGUUGGCGAGGCCCCCAUAUCCGGUGCCGUUGCAUUUGGCAGCAUCAUUCUCAAGCUCACGUACAUCAACGAUCUCGAAACGAACCUGCCAUCACAAAUGACAGAGUGGACACCCCAGACCGCCACAAUUGGCUUCCGAUAUCUGUACGACGAAGACACGACUGUGGCAGAGGAUGUGUACGCUGUUGCAUUUUAUGAUGCCAACCCACCCGUCAUCUUCGGCUGUCCAACAGAAGCAAUUCGGGCCAGUAACGACCCUGGCAAGCAACACGCAACCGUCUCCUUCCCCAAACUGACGGCUGAGGAUGAUCAGGCAGGGUUUAUUGUGCCCACAAACCCGCUGUAUACCAACUUCACCGGCACGUUUGAAGUGCAGCUGCCGCCAGCAUUGUCUGGUGUCCGUGUCGUGUACACGGCCACGGAUUGGUACGGGAACACAGCGACGUGUGCGUUUGAUGUGCGCGUGGUUGACAGUGAGCCACCACAGGUGGUCUGCCACCCCGAUGUUGUCGUGUGGGAGCUGAGUGCUGGCAGUGAUGAUGUGGAUCUGACCAUGGACGAUAUCACGGGCAACUACACGGACAACGUCGACUUUGACGGAUGGGUGACAGUGCAGGAACCACGGGGAGGCGUCUCCCUGGGUGUUGGCAACUACAGCUUCACGACAACGGUGUCAGACGCGUAUAAGAACACCAACAGUUGCGUCACGUACAUUGAGGUUAUCGACAUGACACCACCAGCCAUUCUGUCCUGCCCCACCGAUCAAACGGGUGUGGCAGACCCAGACCUGGACCCGAAUGAUCCCUCGCUUCCAAUAGCUGGCGCUGCAAGCAACACCGACACCUACGUUGCCAUCAACUUCACAGCCUCCAUCAUGCAGAACAUUCGCUUUCACAACGAUGACGUGGCGCGGCUGGAGAAGGACGUGCCAACGCUCGCGCGGUACGCGGCAGGCCGCACCCCCGUGACGGUGACGGCAUACGAUGCCGCUGGCAACCCUGCCGUGUGCUCGUUUGACGUGGUGGUGGCAGACACGACGCAGCAGCAGCCGCAGGCGGCAACAGCGCUUGAUUCGAGUGCGCUUGCUGGCAUUGGGACGGGCGCAGGCGUUGUUGUCAUGGCCCUCGCUGUUGUCGUCUUCAUGCUUCGCCGUGUAUCUAGAAAACCACAGGAAUGGGAUGACAUUUUUGCGUCUAUGGAGGCGUUUUCGUUGCAGCAGGAGGCACAGGGCGGCCCCGUGCGCCCGCGUGAAAUCCGGCGCGCACAGCUGAAACUCAACCUCGAACUCGGCAAGGGCGCGUUUGGCAUCGUGUACAAGGGCCUCCUCAAGGACAUCCCUGGUGUGCCGGCAUAUCUGGUGGCGGUGAAAUCGCUUCACGACAACGCGACGGGCGCCGAUAAGCAGGAGCUGCUGGAGGAGGCUGCUGUCAUGGCCCAGUUUGCACAUCCAAACGUGGUGGCCAUGGUCGGUGUUGUGACUGUUGGCGAUCCCCUCCUCGUCAUUCUCGAGUACAUGGAGCAUGGCAGCCUCAAGUCGUACUUGGAGAACAAGGACGUGCCGUCGGAGCUGAAGAUUCAGUUUAUUGCCGACUGCUGUGCAGGCCUCGCUCACAUCCACGCAAAGGGCUUCAUUCAUCGCGAUGUGGCAGCACGAAAUGUUCUCAUCUCAACGGAGGUGACGGCAAAGAUUGCCGACUUUGGCCUUACGCGCGAGUCGAAAGAACACGAAGACUACUACCGGUCGCGUGGCGGUGCGCUGCCUGUGCGAUGGACAGCUCCAGAGGCACUCGAGUCGCGCAAGUUUGACGAGUCGACGGAUAUUUGGUCCAUGGGCAUUGUCAUGCAUGAGGUGUACACACGCGCAGAUACGCCGUACAAGGGAUUCACAAAUCAGAAGGUCUGGGUGCAGGUGUGUGCCGGGUACCGCCUCCCACGACCGCCAACGUGCCAACAAGUGGUGUAUGAGUCGAUGCUGCGGUGUUGGGCGGCGGACCCGUCGCAGCGGCCGUCGUUCACGGAAUUGGAGCAGACGUUCCGAAAGUUGCAGGAAACCAAUCUCGCCCCCGCCAUUGGAGCACGGCCGUCCCACCACGCUGACGUCGUACCAAACCCAUACGUUGACGACCCGACCAACUGCCCGGAUAACGACACAGUGGCAGCAUACAUCGACAACGAACGCAUGGCUACGAACCCCAUGUACCGAGGGAACCGCAACGUGGCUGCAGCAGCUGCUGCUGCUCACAAGGCGCCACCACCACAGUCGUCAUCAUCAUCGUCAUCAUCGCGACCAACAGCAUCGGCGCCCCCACGCCCGCCAGUGGCAGAAGAGGAGCCGGAUGCGUACGUGGACAUGAUGAACGUUGCCGAGGUGAAACUGGAGGCAUGCGAGAUUGUGCAACAGCACCAAGAGACAAAACAACAUCAAAGUGCACCAACGCAACAGCGAGUGGAGCGGAUCGACGAAGAAAAGAAUGAGCAGGAGUACAUGGACUUGACGGGUUUCAUUGAAGUACCGCUGGAGACAGUGAAGGAACCAACGACCACAGAAACGAAGGUUGUUGCCGUUGAAGGGCACACUGCAUCUUCGCAACGCUCGGCACAAGCAAGCACACCAGACCAGGGCUCUGGGAGGAUUGCAAAAGAGGAGGACGAGGAGGAAGGCGUGCCUGCUGAGGAACGCACAUACCUUGAACCCAUCGCACAGCUCAUUUCAAUGUGAUGAUCAUCUACAAUGUAUGUGUGUGUUGCAUGUAUGCAUGUGUGUGUUUGCGUGUGCAUGUGUGGGAGUGUGUGUGUCACGGGGUGGCCCGUGGAACGGAGUCAACACACACAGCAAGACGUGCUUUUCAUGUCGUGUGCUUUUGAGGCAUGUUGAUGAAGAAGUAAAGGCACACCGUUGGCACGCGCCAGUCAGAUUGAAGGAUUGAAAGACAAGCAACAC
Molecule: messenger RNA, 6322 nt
Organism: Salpingoeca rosetta
Lineage: Eukaryota; Choanoflagellata; Craspedida; Salpingoecidae
Product: TK/RTKC protein kinase
Exons: 36
Coding region: 5-6100 (2031 amino acids)
Biological process (GO): positive regulation of kinase activity; multicellular organism development; protein phosphorylation
Cellular component (GO): signaling receptor complex
Molecular function (GO): ATP binding; transmembrane receptor protein tyrosine kinase activity
Source: RefSeq, a predicted model, not a curated record